Pezoporus flaviventris is the source of this 2109-nucleotide messenger RNA. RefSeq names its product leucine rich repeat containing 40 (gene LRRC40). NCBI's taxonomy places the organism in Eukaryota, Metazoa, Chordata, Aves, Psittaciformes, Psittacidae. Gene Ontology annotation, molecular function: protein binding. The record is from RefSeq and is a predicted model, not a curated record. Bases 31 to 1842 code for a protein of 603 amino acids. The transcript is spliced from 15 exons.
GGGGAGGUGCCGGCGCGGCCCCGGCGAGGGAUGGCGGCGGCGCGGAGAGCGCGGGCUGCGGACCCCCGCGCUGUGUUCAUGCGGGAGGCGGCGGAGCCGGGCCCCGCCGUGCCGCAGGGUCUGAUCCGGGCGGCUCGGAAGAGCGGGCAGCUGAACCUGUCGGGCCGGAACCUCAGUGAGGUGCCUCAGCAUGUGUGGCGGAUAAACUUGGAUACUCCAGAGGAAGCUCGUCAGAAUCUCUCUUUUGGUGCUGCGGAUCGCUGGUGGGAGCAAACAGAUCUGACCAAGCUGAUACUGGCUUCAAACAAGCUGCAGUGUCUUUCAGAGGAUGUCAAACUUCUGCCUGCACUCACUGUUCUGGAUGUGCACGAUAAUCAACUGACAUCCCUGCCUUCUGCUUUAGGACAGUUAGAGAACCUUCAGAAACUUGAUGUCAGCCACAACAAACUGAAAAGUAUCCCAGAAGAGCUGCUGCAGCUGUCACAUUUGAAGAGCCUCCUUCUUCACCACAAUGAGCUGAGUGUCUUGCCAGAUGGGUUUGGCCAACUUGUCAGUUUAGAGGAAUUAGAUGUGUCCAACAACCAUCUCACAGACAUUCCAACAAGUUUUGCUCUGCUCAUUAACUUGGUGCGACUCAAUCUGGCUUGUAACCAGCUCCAGAGCCUGCCUGCUGACCUCAGCGCCAUGAAAAGCUUGAGACAACUGGAUUGUACUAAAAACUACCUGGAAACGGUACCUCCUAAACUUGCAACUAUGGCAUCUUUGGAACAACUUUAUCUGAGAAAGAAUAAACUGCGUUCCUUACCAGAAUUUCCCUCCUGUGAGUUACUGAAGGAAUUGCAUGCUGGUGAAAAUCAGAUUGAAAUAUUAAAUGCAGAGAAUCUGAAGCAUCUGAUUUCCCUUUCUGUGCUGGAACUCAGAGACAACAAGAUAAAAUCAGUUCCUGAUGAAAUUGCUCUGCUUCAGAAACUGGAGCGACUUGACCUCUCCAACAAUGAUAUCAGUAGGUUGCCUUACACACUGGGGAACCUUCCCCAGUUGAAAUUCCUGGCAUUAGACGGAAAUCCUUUGAGGACCAUUCGAAGAGACCUUCUGCAAAAAGGCACCCAGGAGCUUCUGAAAUACCUGAGAAGCAAAAUCCAAGAUGAUGUAACCAGCUCAAAUGAGGAGCCUCCUGUGACAGCCAUGACGCUUCCAAGUGAGUCCAGGAUUAACAUGCACACCAUAACCACAUUGAAACUGUUGGAAUACAGUGAGAAACAGGCAGCUGUGAUUCCUGAUGAAAUGUUCAAUGCAGUCAGAAGCAAUCCUGUCACCAUGAUCAACUUCAGCAAAAACCAGCUGAGUGAAGUUCCUCCAAGGAUUGUGGAGCUGAAAGACUCAGUUUGUGAUGUCAGCCUGGCCUUCAAUAAAAUCUCCUCCAUUUCCCCCGAGCUUUGCAUGCUCCAUAAAUUGACACAUUUGGAUAUCAGAAAUAAUUUCUUGACAUCUCUACCUGAGGCGAUGGAGGCACUGACAAGACUGCAAAUAAUAAAUCUUUCUUUCAAUAGACUUAAAGUAUUUCCCAGUGUCCUUUAUCGCAUCCCAGCACUGGAGACGAUCCUGCUGGCUAACAAUCAGGUUGGGGCCAUAGACCCUCUGCAGCUACAGAAGAUGGACAAGCUGGGAACACUGGACCUUCAGAAUAAUGACCUGCUUCAGGUGCCACCAGAGCUUGGAAACUGUGAAACGCUGAGGACACUCCUGCUGGAGGGCAAUCCUUUCCGCACGCCACGGGCAGCCAUCCUGGCCAAAGGAACGGCCGCCGUGCUGGAGUACCUGCGGAGCCGCAUUCCCACCUGAUGCACCAGCACAGGCCCUGGCCAGCCUGGGCCAUCCCAGUGCAAGUGAAGCACUGCCCUAUCCGACCCCAAAUGCCGUGGGGUUUUCCUGCCUUCUUCCUCCUCCGUCAGCUCCCUGUUACCCUGCCUGUGCUGGGAAGCGUUUGUAGCAGGAGCUGUCUAUGAACUGUUUUCUCCUCGAGCUGCAUGUUUCAGGAGUGCAUUUUAAAGUACUGCACCACACGUUUACACUUUUUGUGAUAAAGGAUGCCACUGCGAGCUGCCUUCA